AUGAGUGACGAAGAACUUAUUCAGUGUCCGAAUAAUCCCAAUCACCAGGUUCCUAGAUCUCAAAUAAACGAGCAUAUAAAUACAUGUAAAUUAUUAAUGGAUCCUAAUCAAGAAAUGCAAAUUAGAACUUCAUCVGAUGACGAACCAAGACCCUCAACAUCUUACCAAGAGUUGCCUCAGGAGAGGAGUUCACUUCAGGAGGGGAGUUUACUUCAGGAGGGGAGCUCACAACAGGAGGAGAGUCAAAUAGCAGAACUUCCAAAUUUACAGGACAGUAGUUCUGAUGAGGAUUCUUCAUCAAGCAGUGGGUCGACAUUAUCACUUAUAGACCCUAUGCCAGAUAAAAAGAAAAAAAUUCUAUAUGAUAUGGGUAUAGAAUUUCUAGAAAAACUGAGAUCUACUUCACAACAAACAGGUAGUUCACAACAAACAGGUAGUUCACAACAAGAAUCUAGUUCACCAAAGCCAAAAAUGACAGAAGAAGAGAUAGAUAAACAAACAGAUGUUAAAAGAUGGGUGAUUCAAUCGUCACGUUUUAUGUCAGAAGUUACUACUCCAUUAGAAGUUAAAUUGGAAGAGCCUCCUUCAACUGGAGAUGUUCUACAAGAACAAUCGCAAUCAUUUAGUGUAGGCACUGAAACAACACAGGAUUCGGAUCUUUCACAAACGUCAAAAGUGACAGAGGAAAAGAUACCAGAAAAAAUGGAAGAAAAAAAUAAGGCUCAAGUGUCACCUACUUUAUCAGAAAGGAUUACUCAAAUAGAAAUUAAAUUGGAAAAACUUUCUCUGGCUGCAGAUGAUUCAAAAAAACAAAUACAAUCAGUUAGUUCUCCUACUGAGACAAAAGAAGAUUCAGAUCGUUCACAAAAGCCAAAAAAGACAGAGGAACAGAUACUUGAAAAAAUGGAUACAGAAGAAAAAAAUAAGGCUCAAGUGUCACUUACUUUUUCAAAAAUGAUCACUCAAUUAGAAAUUGAAUUGGGAGAAUUUUCUCUAAAUGCAGAUGUUCCACAACAACAAAUACAACCAGUAAGUUCUCCUACUGAGAAAAAACAAGAUUCGGAUCGUUCACUACAGCCAAAGACGACAAAGGAAAAGAAAACUGAUGGCAUAGAUACUGAAGCAAAAAUUGAGACUGAAGAGUCACAUACUUUAUCAGAAGUGAUUACUCAAUUAGAAGUUGAAUUGGUAGAACCUUCUCUUGCUGCAGAUGUUCCACAACAACAAAUACAAUCAGUUAGUUCUCUUACUGAGACAAAAAAAGAUUCGGAUCGUUUACAACAGCCAAAGAAGACAACGGAAAGGAAAAAUGAAGAAAUGUAUACUGAAGCAAAAAUGGAGACUGAAGAGUCACAUACUUUAUCAGAAGUGACUACUCAAUUAGAAGUUGAAUUGGAAGAACCUUCUUUAGCUGCAGAUGCUCCACUACAACAAUCACAACUAUUUAGUUUUCAUGCUGCAACAACACAUGUUUCGGAUGAUUCACAACAGCCAAAUAUUAUAAGUAAAAAGAAACAUGAAGAAAUGUAUACUGAAGCAGAAAUGGAGACUGAAGAGUCACAUACUUUAUCGGAAGUGACUACUCAACUAGAAGUUGAAUCGGAAGAAUCUUCUUUGUUUGAAGUGGUUCCACAACAACAAUCACAAUCUUUUAGUUUCCCUGCUGCAACAACACAUGAUUCGGAUGAUUCACAACAGCCAAAAAUUAUAAUAGAAGUUGAAGUGGAAGAAUCUUCUUUGUUAGAAGUGGUUCCACAACAACAAUCACAACCUUUUAGUUUCCCUGCUGCAACAACACAUGAUUCGUAUGAGUCACACCAGCCAGAAAUUAUAAGUAAAAAGCAACAUGAAGAAAUGGAUAAUGAAAAAAAAAAGGAGACUGAAGAGUCACAUACUUUAUCACAAGUCAUUAUUCAAGUUGAAGUUGAAUCGCAAAAAGAAGAAACGACGGACGCUGCAGUGUCACAUAUUUUUGCAGAUGAGACAAAUUCACGACUGAUUGAAACAGAAGAACCUUCCUUGUCUAGAGAUGCUUCAGAAAUAAUAGUAGCAGAACCUAGUGAAACCUUUUAUGAUGAGUCACCACCAGCAGAUAUUUCACAACAAGAAUGUAGUUUGCUACAAGAUGGUAGUCCACCACCAGAAGCAUGGUGGUCGGAAGAAAUAUCAGAUGUUUGGAAAUUUCGGCAUUCAGUAGUAAAUGAGUCGCCAGAACCUAUUGUAUCUCUGUAUGAAGAAGACGAAGAUUUACCACCACUUAUUCAUCGUCAAUGGUCAACUCCUGAAACAGAUGAUUCACGAGGGAGAGAUUGGUUAACGAUAAGAUCAUACAGAAGCUCACGUGAAAGCACGGAUAUUGAUAGUUUACAAAAAGAAAGGAAGUCACCAGAAGCAGAUAUAUCAUCAGAAUCAGAUAAUGAAGAUAAAGAUGAAAAGAUUGAUUUGGAAAAACCUUCUCCCUCUUCUCCAAAAAAACGAUCAAAACCAGUUGGUUCUCGUGGUAAGACAAAACAUCAAUUAGAAGUUCCACAAGAAGCAAGUGGACUAAAGAAAAGGUCACAUGAAACCUCAAGUGAAAGCACGGAUAUCGAUAGAGGUGAUUUACAAAAAGCAGUUAGAUCUCCUAAAUCAGAUAUUUCACCAAAAGCAGAUAGUUCUCAAAGGAAAAAAAAAUUUCUAGAAAUAAGAAGACGUUUUGAAACUGCUUCAACAAAAGAUGAAGAUAAUGAUAAAAAGAUUGAUUCGGGAGAACCUUCUACGUCUUCUUUAAAAAAACAAUCAAAACCAGUUGUUUCUCGUGGUAAGACAAAACAUCAAUUAGAUGUUCCACAAGAAGCAAGUAGACAGAGAAAAAGGUCACAUGAAACCUCAAGUGAAAGCACAGAUAUCGAUUCAGGUGAUUUACCAAAAUCAGGUAGAUCACCAAAGUCAGCUAUUUCACCAGAAGCAGAUAGUUCUCAAAGGAAAAAGAAAUUUCUCGAAAUAAGAAGACGUUUUGAAACUGCUUCAACAAAAGAUAAAGAUACAGAUGAAAAGAUUGAUUUGGAAAAACCUUCUACCUCUUCUUCAACAAAACAAUCAAAACCAGUUGUUUCUCCUGGUAAGACAAAACAUCAAUUGGAUGUUCCACAAGAAGCAAGUAGACUAAGGAAAAGGUCAUAUGAAACCUCAAGUGAAGACACGGAUAUCGAUGUAGAUGAUAUACCAAUAGCAGUUAGCCCACCAAAAUCAGAUACUUCAUCAAAAGGAGAUGGAGAUUUAAAUGUCUUCUAUGUUAAUUAUACACUUAAAUCGUUAAUGUUUUAUAGGGAUAACACUCAUGCCGUCACUGUAUAUGGUGUACGCAGCAGUCCUGGCGGGCAGGAUUGA
This is a messenger RNA of Polistes dominula (European paper wasp), 3369 nucleotides long. Its product is annotated as FK506-binding protein 5-like. The record is from RefSeq and is a predicted model, not a curated record. NCBI's taxonomy places the organism in Eukaryota, Metazoa, Arthropoda, Insecta, Hymenoptera, Vespidae.